Molecule: messenger RNA, 1143 nt
Organism: Hevea brasiliensis (rubber tree)
Lineage: Eukaryota; Viridiplantae; Streptophyta; Magnoliopsida; Malpighiales; Euphorbiaceae
Product: noroxomaritidine/norcraugsodine reductase
Exons: 5
Coding region: 121-921 (266 amino acids)
Molecular function (GO): oxidoreductase activity
Source: RefSeq, a predicted model, not a curated record
CCAUAUUACCAAUAUCUAAAAGUACAUUUUCGAUAAAACGGUAUACUAUCUUCAAUCAAGGUAUCUGUUAUUUACUGCGUUAAGGGAAAAGACACGCACACACCCACUCAGAGAACGAUCAUGGCGGAUGUAGUCAAUUUUAAGGAAAAGAGAUGGUCCCUUAAGGGAAUGACAGCUCUGGUUACUGGAGGCUCCAGAGGCAUUGGGCAUGCUAUAGUAGAAGAAUUAGCAGGAUUUGAGGUUGCAGUGCACACAUGUUCACGCAACCAAACGGAGCUUGAUCAAUGUUUGCAAGAAUGGAAAAGCAAAGGUUUCAAAGUAACUGGGUCUGUAUGCGACGUGUCUCAUCGAGACCAAAGGGAGAAACUCAUGGAAACUGUCUCCUCCAUCUUUCAUGGAAAGCUCAACAUUCUUGUGAAUAACGCUGCAAAAGGGAUGCCCAAAGCUGCUGUAGAGUAUACUGCUGAAGACAUCUCCAGGAUAAUGAGCACCAAUUUUGAGUCAGUUUUUCAUUUUUGUCAACUUUCAUAUCCUCUCUUUAAGGCAUCUGGAUAUGGAAGGAUUGUAAAUAUUUCCUCCAAUUCCAGCGUGGUGGCUAUCCCUUCUGUCUCUGUCUAUGAAGCCUCUAAAGUAAAUCAAAUCACAAAGAACUUGGCAUGUGAGUGGGCUAAGGACAACAUUCUCGUUAAUGCAAUUUCUCCAGGUCUAAUCAGAACUCCUGUCAUUGAAACUGGAAAGCAGGAUUAUCCUGAAAUUGCAAAAUUUUUUAAUAGAUAUAUAAGUCAAACUCCAAUUUCUCGGAUUGGAGAGCCCUACGAGAUUGCAUCAAUGGUGGCAUUCCUUUGCUUUCCUACUGCUUCAUUUAUCACCGGUCAGGUCAUUGUUGUUGAUGGAGGAUUCACCAUCAAUGGUUUCUGCUAGCCAAACAAUAACUAAACCUCUAUUUUCUAUUCAAGAUCUAGCUAUAAAGAUAUAUAAAUAAGGUUUAAGGUCCAUGAGAAACCAAGAUUAUUUACAAAUGUCUUCAUUUUGCUGUCGCUGUUGUUGAUUUCUUUGUUGUAAUAAACAAAAGUCCUUGUCGGAUGAUAUGUUUUUUUAACAAAAGGCAUUCUAGAUUAAUGAAAUUUUAUGUUUAGUAUCCUA